Molecule: messenger RNA, 1713 nt
Organism: Aspergillus terreus NIH2624
Lineage: Eukaryota; Fungi; Ascomycota; Eurotiomycetes; Eurotiales; Aspergillaceae
Product: origin recognition complex subunit 2
Exons: 1
Coding region: 1-1713 (570 amino acids)
Biological process (GO): DNA replication
Cellular component (GO): nucleus; nuclear origin of replication recognition complex
Molecular function (GO): DNA replication origin binding
Source: RefSeq, a predicted model, not a curated record
AUGAAACGCAAGCAACCAGACUCGGAUGACGAGCGUCCCGUCUCGACGCCAAAGAGACAGCGGACCGCUACGAUCCUCAAUGGCUCUCCCAAUGGUCACACCAAUGGACACGUUACGGAGGACGCGCCUCCGUCCAAACGGGUCAAGUCCACACCCCAAAAACCGACCGCUGCAACCCCGGCUGCCCUGAAAGAGUCCGGACUCAAAACACCCACGCACAGAUCAAAAGCCAAGGCUCUGUUCUCGACGCCUACGAAAUCCGCAGCCACCGUUUCUACCCCGGCACGUGCACGGGCUGAUCGAUCGGCCAAGAAGAAGAGCGCUCGUCUUCUUCUCGAACAGGACGAGGAUGAUAUCUGGGAUGGGGCGGAUCGUUUGGCGGAGGAGAUUCUGGAUGAUGAUGACGAUAACGAUUAUACCCCCGACACACCUGCGAAGGGCAAGAAAGGCAAAGGCAAGGAAAAUGUGGUUGAGAGCGUGGAAGCGGAGACAGGGGAAGCGGCCCCAGCUAAACCAGCGGCAACGCCGAAACGCCGUGCAGGAAGACCCAAGGGUGCAAAGAACAAACGGUCUCCCACGCCAGAAGGAGAACUUCCUGCGCAUGAACGGUACUUUUUCCAGAACCGCGCUGGACCCCCGAAGACGUCGAACAACAACCUGAACAAGGUAUCGCUGCUGACCCACGAGGAGUACUUUGCGAAAUUGGACCAAUACGUGGACCCCUACAAGAACGAAAAAGCCUUUCUCCUCGAUCUACACCGUCGGUCAUUUCCACAAUGGGAUUUCGAGUUCCACGAGGGAUUCAACAUUUGCUUGUAUGGGUACGGCUCAAAGCGGAAGCUGCUGGAGAAUUUUGCAGAUUGGCACUACGCGAAGGACACAGAGAACCCGUCGCCGAUUGUGGUCGUGAACGGACAUACGCCGAACGUGUCCAUCCGAUCGAUCUUUGCCACGAUUGUGACCGCAGUGCUGGAGGAGCACAUUCCAUCCAAGAUGGGCUCGCAGCCGAUUGAGGUGUUGGAAUUAUUGCAGUCGGUGAUCAAGUCACGGCCCGCGCAAAAGCCCAUUACCGUGCUGAUCAACUCGAUUGAUGCGCCCUCUCUUCGGCGAGCGGCGAAUCAGGCACUCCUCGCCCGUCUGGCGGCCACACCCAAAAUCCACCUGCUGGCCACGGCCGAUACGCCGAACUUUUUGCUGAUGUGGGAUAUUAGCCUGCGGGACCAGUUCAACUUUGUCUUCCACGACUGCACCACGUUCUCUCCGUUUGACACCGAGUUCGACGUCGUGGAAGAAGUGCACAGUCUCCUGGGUCGCAAGGGCCGCCGGGUUGGCGGCAAGGAGGGUGUCGAAUUUGUGCUGAAGAGUCUCCCGGAGAAUGCGCGCAAUCUGUACCGGCUCCUUCUGACCGAGAUCGUGUCACUGUUUGAUGAAGGCCACCACUCGGACGACGAUAUGGAUGGCGAUGAGGGCCGGGGAGCUGGCCGAGAGGGAGACGGCAAAGAAGAACCGGGCAUUGAAUUCCGUCUGCUGUACCAGAAGGCGGCGGAGGAGUUCAUAGCCUCGUCGGAGAUGAUGUUCCGCACGCUGCUGAAGGAAUUCCACGACCAUCAGAUGAUCACGUCUCGGAUGGACACGAGCGGGAUGGAGAUCCUGGGGGUGCCGCUGUCUCGCGAAGAGAUGGAGGGUGUGCUGGAAGAUCUGAUCCUGAGUUAA